UGGUCUUUUCUUACUAAUUUACAAAAGGUAGAGUUUGUGUUCCCGUAACAGGCUGAUUGUCAUGUCCUGACCAAUGACCUUGAGUCAGCAUCAGCCCACCUGUCAUCUGUCUGUGGAUUUAUUAACACAGUAAUCGCAGCCCCGGCAGCACCCGUACCCUCAGCGGCCUCAGCAUCAGCACCGCAGAGCCGAGCCCGGAGCCCGCCGCCCGCAGGAUGGCUGUAGCUCCUCCGAGUUACUGUUUUGUGGCCUUCCCACCACGUGCUAAAGAUGGUCUGGUGGUAUUUGGGAAAAACUCAGCUCGGCCCAGGGAUGAAGUGCAGGAAGUUGUGUAUUUCUCAGCUGCCAAUCACGAACCCGGGAGCGAGGUUGAGUGCACUUACAUUUCAAUCGACCAAGUCCCCAGGACCCAUGCCAUUGUGAUAAGUAGACCCGCCUGGCUUUGGGGGGCAGAAAUGGGAGCCAACGAACAUGGAGUGUGCAUAGCCAAUGAAGCCAUCAAUACCAGAGAACCGGCCGCUGAGGUGGAAGCCUUACUAGGGAUGGACCUGGUCAGGCUUGGUUUAGAAAGAGGGACAACAGCUAAAGAAGCCUUAGACGUCAUUGUCGCCUUAUUGGGAGAACACGGGCAAGGUGGGAAUUACUAUGAAGAUGCCGGCUCCUGCCACAGCUUCCAAAGUGCAUAUCUGAUUGUGGAUGGGGAAGAGGCCUGGGUGCUUGAGACCGUGGGCAGGUACUGGGCUGCCGAGAAGGUCACAGAGGGAGUGAAGUGUGUUUGCAAUCAGCUGUCACUCACCACUAAAAUUGACGCAGAACAUCCUGAACUCAGGAGUUAUGCUGAGAGUCAAGGUUGGUGGACAGGAGAGGAUGAGUUCAACUUUUCUCAAGUUUUUUCUUCAACUGAUGACCAUCUAGACUGUUGUGCAGGCAAAGACAGCUUAGAAAAGAAAGAAGAAAGCAUCACAGUGCAGACUAUGAUUGAUAUCUUACGGGACAAAGCCAGUGGAGUCUGCAUAGACUCCGAGUCUUUCCUUACCACGGCCAGUGUAGUGUCUGUCCUGCCUCAGAACAGAAGCUCGCCAUGCAUUCACUACUUCACUGGGACCCCAGAUCCUUCCAGGUCCAUAUUCAAGCCUUUCAUCUUCGUUGAUGAUGUAAAACUUGUCCCCAAAGCACAGUCUCCUUGUUUUGGGGACAGUGACCCUGCUAAAAAGGAGCCUCGGUUCCAGGAGAAACCGGACCGUCGGCACGAGCUGUACAAGGCCCACGAAUGGGCACGCGCUGUCCUGGACAGUGACCAGGAGCAGGGUCGCAAGCUGAGGAAGACCAUGCUGGAACUGGAGAAGCAGGGCCUGGAAGCCAUGGAGGAGAUCCUGGCCAGCUCUGCACCCCUGGACCCCACUGAAGUGGGGGACCUUUUCUUUGACUGUGUUGACACGGAGAUUAAGUUCUUUAAGUGAAGUAAGCAUUCCCUUUCCCCUUCUUAUUUAAAAUUUCCCACCUUACUAAAUUACCAGCAAAACAAACCACUCUCCUGUUUGAGUAAAAUGAGAAAGUUCAGAUGUGUUAAAGUCACACUGUUCACUCAUGUUCUGCCUUGAAUCUCAAAACAUCCCCUUGUUCUGCAACAUAGGCCUGCUUCUUUUGCAGUGUGACAUGUACCCCAUCUGCCUGCUGUUCGAUUGUAUGACUAACUGUGGAUUUUAAGCUGCUAUGAUUGUAUUUCAGUGACAAUGGACAGGAGGACUAGAGUUCAUCAAGCUUGAAAGGCAGGCCCGACAGUGCAGAAUUUGUGGGAGACACAAAGUCUUUUGAAAUCUUCCUCUUUUGCUCAGUAAUGGUUUCCUGCAGGUUAGCAGAAGUGUUUCUUGGGCCCAGGGCUCUUGUGUGUGUGCUUGAGAGAGAAGCUUCCUGGCCUCCCUUAUCCUGAGUGCAUGCCUGUAGUGCACAUGUGUCCUCUGAGGGACAAAAUCAAUGGGGAGGAGUAAAGGGGGCUCCUCUCCAGUCCCAGCUCCAUCCCGAGUCCCGUGACCUGAAGGAGCCCGGCUUCUCUGCACUGUGCUGUGUGCGGUGCGCCUGCCGAGUGCCUCCAGGCACAGGAGAGCUGGUCGUCUGUGUUAACUGCACCCUGUCCACUCUAGAGGCUCCGAGGCACCAUGCCGGUGACUUCCCACAUCACUGUGGGGACCUUCCGAAAGGCACAAGGGCUCUCCCUGAACAACUGCAGACCCACCCCUUGUAGGCCUUGUGCAGAAAUGAUUCUGGAUCUGCUUCCUGCCAUCUAGUUUAGGAUUAAUGAAAUGGCGCUAUGGCAAAGUUCCACCCCAUAGAGCUGUGAAUCUCUCAGCUAAUGAGGAAAAGGAAAGGAGACAAUCUCAGCUGUCUAGAUUCCAGUUAAAGUAGCUGGCCUCUGAGCAGACACUGCAUUAACUCAGCAGAGACUUUAAUUAAACUGAUUUGCUUCCAGCGUGGAGUUCGCAUGAAGGAUUUGACUUAACCACCGGAGCAUAGAAAAGCCUGUGAGGAAGACCAUAUGGGCUCAGCAUUGGGAAGACAGAGGGCAGGGAGGUGACAGAUGGGUGUAGAAGCAUUUUGCUCCAGUGCAACAACCCAGCGCACCCUUCCUGCUCAGCCUGUUAUAUCCCAUCAAGCUGUGAGGGGAGCAGCUGGCUUUCCCUCUAUUUCUCACACCCCACAUUUCCCAGUCAUUGUUCCCAGGAUGCUAGCUGAAGCUGCAGGUGGUGGUUGGGGGGGGGAGGCUUACCUCUGGUUCUUGAAAUUCUUAACUGCUGGUUGCAAUGGAAGGGGUCAGAGAUGAUUAAUAGAAGUGUAUGUUAAUAGAGCAGCUAGUGGUGGAAUAGCAGCUUAGUCACUCCACCUCACUGUGCCAUCUAGGCCCAGCUGUGCUUUGUCACUGAUGAGAAUUUGCAAAUGGAAAUGGGAGUGUCAGUAGUUCUGGAAGUGACUUAGAGUCGGUGACUCCUUCUCAGGAGCAGUGUGCCUAGGCCGUGGGAACCAGAAGGGGCUUGGGCCCCAUACACAGAUGUGGACACUGAGGGUCACAGGUUUUAUCAGAACAAAUCUCUUCUUCUACCAAGUCUGCUUUAAGAGUGCAGGCAUAUGGGCACUAUGUGCUUUUUGCCCACAGUUCUGUAAAAUACAUAAAAUCACUAAGUGGUGAGAGAUGGGAAGAGUAUUUGGGCUGACAAAGUCAACAACCACCAUUCAUGGUGGCUUAUAGUUACUGAGAGUUGUGUCCAGGCUUGGCUGGGCUUUCAGUGAUGAUGAACUUAGGAUGUUCUUUUAGGUAGGGUGGCCGUUCUGGUUGUCUCACUAUAGUUGCUAAGGGGGAUUGGGGGAGGCUUGAGGAUGAUGUAGCUACCUAUCCCCUCCUGAGUCCUCCUGUUGAGUGGUUAUUUAACACAAGCUGCUGCAGAAAGCCACUCUAAAAUUUUACCAUGUGGUCUCACCUCUACCUACUAUAGAAACUUUUCAUCAGACCUGACAUGGCUGAGAUACCCAAGGUGAUUUGGAGCUUGACCAAAAGAAAUGUAGUGCGAAUAAAAUACAGAGGCCUGCUUUCGUUAUUGUGGGCCAAAGGUCACAGAUAACCAAGCUGGCCUUAUGCCCUUACCCAGCCAUUGUGGAGUGGGAAACACAGUGGCUACUUCUAGGAGGGGACAUUGGCCUUAGUCCAGCACCUCAGAGAGGGGCCAACCCCUACUAGAGCGUAGUCUUAGCCAAUGGGGUCUUUCACAAUUGUGAUGCUUCUGAGUCACCACUAGAGGGUGCAGCAGCUCUCCGCGGCACAGACUGGCAGCCAUUAAACAGGGCUGGGAUGCUCCCAUCAGGCAGGGGUGGUCUUGUAGAGUUGAAACCCAAAUAAUAGCAGGAGACAGAUUCUUUGUGCAAUUGGAAUUUUGUGUAGGGAAAGCCCAGAAAAGGGCAAAGAGUCUGCUGACACAGCAUUGGUGACUUUUCUCUACUCAUAUUAACAGUUUGAAAUAAGUUGUUGGAUUUUGAGCAGGGGGUGGGGGUGGGGGCGGUGUUUGUCUUUAGAUGCUCCUGACACUGCUUUUGAAAAUGCUUGUCAUUGUGUGGAUAAUUUCUUGACCAGGGAUUGCUUUUCUAAAGGCUAUAUGGGGAAAAUGAAUAUUCUAGCUGAACUCAGAAAAUAAUGUUGAAAGGUCAUUGUGUAAAAAUCGGUUCCUAAAAUAUCACUUGUGUACUCAUUAAGACUUUGAGGUGGGGGCUGCACAUGCCUUGUGCAGAAAGAAGACAUGACCAUAAAGGGAAGGACCCCUCCCCCACACCCAUGACCCAUAAUCAAACAUAAGCUGCUUCAUCUUGUCUAGUAAAACAGGAUUUACCAUAGAUAAAGACAACCCUCAUGCUUACGGGGGGGCAGGGCUCCAGCAAAAGUAAAUUAGCAAAGCAGAAGUCAUAUUCUUUCAUGUUUAGAGGUGGUUUGGAACUUUAGGUAGAACAAGGGUAUAUUUGAAGGGUAUAAUUGAAGGGUAAUUCUUUAGUGCCUGGUAACAGAAGGUGCAGUGUUAUUAUUAGAGUCUUUCUUACAAGCUAUCUAACAGAGCAGAUGUAUGCCUAUUAGAUAUUAGCAGUGAAGUUCCUUCACUAUUGGGUGAAUUUUAGGUAUAAAAAAUAAUUAUCAACCAGGCAAACUACUUUGCCUCCUAACUUAUGUCGUCCCACAUUGGUGCAGGUGUUCCACAGCUCCGGCUGGCCCAGUAGGGAAGCCAUGUGGGCCCAGGGCAUCUGUUAGGGAGCCACUCACUGCCUUCUGACUGAAGAGCAGUGCAACCAUUUAUGGGGAAGGUCUUCAGCUGAGCUUUCAGCGUUAGGUCGGGAGCACAUAGAGGGAGGAGAGAGGAGAGCAUAUCUACCUGGCCAUUCUUAGGUGAAGGGGAGGAGUGGCAGGUCACAGGUGCAUGCUGUUAGAGCAUUACUCUGUGCUUCCCUGUAGCUGUGGCCUUUCAUCCCACACAGUCCUACAUCCCAGCUCCCCUCCCAUGGCUUAUGUCAAGUGUGCUUUUUCUGAUUGACUUCAAACAUUCCAAAAUGUCAGAUGCAGAUUUCUCAUGGGAAUAAAUAUGUACAUGUUUGCAAUCAUGCUGUGAGAAGUUAAGUGUGUGAGCUGGAAAAUGCUAUUGGCAGGGAAUAAUAAGAAAGAAAAUCUUUCUGUCUCCUGCAGUGGGAACUGACUGUGUAGUCUUAACAGCAUUUUGUAAAAUAUCUACAAAUGAGAUUACUUCCCUAACCAGUGCUUGCCCUUGGAAUCGACUCUAAAUACAUCAAGUAUACAAUAAAAAUACUGAAAUGAA
Molecule: messenger RNA, 5339 nt
Organism: Manis javanica (Malayan pangolin)
Lineage: Eukaryota; Metazoa; Chordata; Mammalia; Pholidota; Manidae
Gene: SCRN1
Product: secernin 1
Biological process (GO): proteolysis
Molecular function (GO): dipeptidase activity; cysteine-type exopeptidase activity
Source: RefSeq, a predicted model, not a curated record